AUGCCAGACUAUCAGAACGGAAUAGAGACACCCUACACCUCUACUCGACGAACGGACUGGCUAAGCACAGCUUCUCAUGGUCGAGACAAAGCAAAAAUCAGCUCUGUCGACGCGCUCCGCUAUCAGAUGGACCAAGAACUGAGCGUUGGUCCAUCUACAGAAGCCUCUUCAGCUGCGAAGAGUAGAAUCUACGGCCUUCUCACACCUCCCUACAGCGAGACAACCAGCAGUGCCAGUGGGAGUGUUGGACGCUCUCGAAAGGACUCAAACGACGCCUUUCCUUCCAGCCAUAAAAGCCCGUCGUUACAACGACUCGAGCUACCCUCCGCACAUCACGACACUGCCUCAGCCUUGUCCCGCUCCUCUUCAGCUGCUUCCUCUUCCACCAAUACCGGCAGCGACACCAUCGGAGGAUCAAGUCUGGUUCAGCCUCACGACAGCAGCUUCCGAAGAGAGUAUCACACAUCAGCAGCCGGGCCAUCUUUGACCCAGGUCAAUUCCACAAGCAGAAUGGACAAGUCACCGACCAAGCCUGCUGAGGCGUCUCCAGCAGGAGCACGCGCCUCUUCAUCUCUCUCCUCACAUGCUGGCUCCACCCAGUCACCUUCAGGGCGAAGACCACGUCGAAGCGAAUUGCACGAGCGCGACGUCACUCAGCUUCGCUCCGAGUCUCGACUUGGUUUCGAAGACGACGACGACGACGACGUAGGGAAUGAGCAGCAGCAGCAUCCAUUCCCACGAUCAGGCUCUCAGCACAAAUAUUCUCCACGCAAAUCAACUACCUUGUCCGUCAGCUCUUCCCGAUAUGAUGCAGAAGAGUCAUUAGGCGAUGUACAAUCACCUACGCGACAAGGCAGUCAUGAUCUGGACUCUGGAACAGCGAUGACACACAGCUCAGCUCGUUCGUCGAGGUAUACGGGCGGCGAUGAGCUGCCUUCAGGCUCCAUGCGACGACUUGUGUGUACUACGGGGAGAUCUUCAGGUCGACACUCGCUUGACGCUCGAACAUCUUCCAACAACACAAGCUCGACUCGCAGCCCAAUGCCAGCUGAGUUCAGGCUCCCCGACAAGGAGAUCCGCCGCGCAUACAGAGCUGCGCAUCAACGGAGACCCAGUGCAGAUGAAUCUGAUCGCAGCGAUGGUCGAGAAGAGAUGCUUCCAAAGCCUAGAUCAUCGGAGCUCAGUGGUGACAGUAACGAGAUCCGUAGUCCCGUCUCGACUCACCGUGACAGCCUGGACGAGAUCAAAGAGGAGGGUGCAAAAAAUCUGUCUAGCAGCUCGCGCUCACCCAUCCAGCGUCGCAGGUACGCAUCGGAUGCUGCUGCAGAUGAGAAUACCGCGCCACUGGACUAUGCAGGUCGUCUUGGCACUCAAGGUAGCCGCAUCUCUGUCGAUGUCUCUUUCGCUCAGCGACAUCUCUCGAGGGGCUCGCAGCAUAGCACGCCUUCCAGUGCAACUCGCCGUUUCCCUCGCUCCUCCGAAAUUGGUUCUCCCAGCGAAGAAGCUCGCGCACGAAAGAUCUCUUCUACGUCUUCCAAUCGAUCUCAAAAGUCAUCUAGUAGCGCUUCUGAACUGCACCGCGCUGCUUCACGAGUCAGCAUGCGCAAGCAAUACGGUUCUGGUCUCUUUUCAGCUGAUGCUGUUCCUCCACCUGCGACUACCAGCGCUCGUCCGCACAGCCCUUCUGUCAGAACAGAGCAUUCCUCCUCUUUGACCAACUCUUCGGACCGUCCGCGACAGUACAACGAUAGACUUCGUCGCAUGGAUGAUGCUGCUUUGGAUAACCUUCGCAACCAGAUCGAGGAUCUGCGUGUUGGACGCGCCGGAUCGGAGCACGAUAAACGUCAACAGCAUCUCCCUUCACUUCGUGCUCAAGCGCUACUUGGCACCACUCGAUCUUCACUCGAUCUCGAAUCUCCUGUAUUGGGCUCGACUCGGCCUCAAUCUGUGAUGGGCUUGCAGAGGUCGCCUAACGAUAGCUUCAGACCGCAGCAUAUGCAUCAGUACCCUUCAACGGAUCCACAGCGAUCUCGGUACGACCGGGCCUUGCCGACACCUGAUCCGAACAACUCUUCUGAUGCGGCAAAUCGCAUUCACGAGCUCGUCGGCUUUCGAGGCGGUCCCAGUCGACGUGCGUCUGUACCUCAACGCAGCGCAACAUCCCUCGGCACCUCUCCAGGGCACAUGACCACCAGUCCCGUAACGGAGCGUCGCGAGAGAAUGGCUUCCAACGGCGAAGAGCCCGCACCGAUCCGGAACCUUGCCAUCCGUCUGACCCAAUACGAAGCUCUGUACAGCAAGACGCCUGUUGGUGACCCCAACGGGUCUGCUGCAGUGGGAUCGCACACAGCUCGCACAGUAGAACUGAUGGGUGCCAUCGUUAGAGGCACUUCGACCAUGUGGGCUGAGCUUUCUUCGAUGCAUCCGAUUGCCACGGAAGGACACCUGAUGGGACGUCCAGGCGAUGCUUUCACCGACGCUUUCGGCCAGCUAGACGAAGGACUUGCAUUCGUCAAUAAGCUCGUGCUGGAACAAGCGCGAGCUAUUCAGGAUCUGCUCUUCCUCCUUGACCGCACCGAGAAGGAGAGACAAGCACAGUUCAAUCAGGCUCUUGUUGAAAUGGGUCACUCGCCUAGACCUUUCUCACGCAUCGGGGGUGGGGUCUCAGCGGCGGGGUUGACUCCAGGCGAUGCGUAUCAAGCAGCUGGUGGUGGUGCUGAAGCAGGGAGUGCCCACUUGCUUCGCAGAGCAACUUCUUCAGUACGAGGUGGGUCUAGUCUGCAGGCUGACUCGCCAUCACCGUUCGUCCGUUCAACCCGCGGCCUGGGCAGUGGAGAACGCGGCGGCACCCUCACCGCUUCCCAAAUCCGCUCAAUGACCUCUCUUGGUCACACCAGCAAUCAUGGUCGCUCAGCGUCCGAGCUUUCCCCCUCGUCCAGCGCUGCUCAGCGUCGACUCGACCGUUCUGCUCUCCAACUCCCACCUGAGACUUCGCAGGAUUCGCCACUGUCUUCGCGCCGUAGCGUCAUUGGCCGACCUUUCCCUUCAUCCAGUGAUGCUUCCUCCACUGCUGGAGCCAACAGCGCUUCAGCCGGUAGUGCUCGACCUCCGCUAGCAUUUACACCGCGUCGACCUAGACUCAGCAACCCGUCGGUCUCGAAUGCAACAGCAUCUUUCCAGCCCUCUGCAACCUCGGCUGCAUCAAGCGUCGUCGCUUCGAGUCCCGAGAACAGUCUUCAGAACGGAGUUAGUGGGAUGGAUCAGGUUGAAAGCGAAGGUAGUACAAUCGGAGGAGGCGGACAGCAUGGAAGUCUACUCUCAGAGACGGAUGAGUUCGGACGAGUCAUUGCUGGCAACUCAAGGUCCCUCCCUCCCGGAGACAUGGCGAGACUUUCCUCCCGCCAACGCACAAGGCAAGUAGCAACCAUCAGAGGGAACGGCCCCCACCGUGUAGCCGACACCCUAGCCGCUCAACUUGACACCUUUCGAACAAGCACCGAAGAGCAAGAUCUUGCAGCAGAAGAAACAGCUCAAGUUGCGAGAACGGCUUCAACUCAUCGUCGACACACGAUCAAUUUCCACAAUACCAAUGCUUCUCCUUCUUCCUCUCUUGCUGAUGGAGAGAAUACAAAUAGGCAACCAACAAAGCUGACUCGUCCACCUAGACCGCCGAGGAAUAUUUCGAGACCUAGUGAAGAAAGCAUUCAUUCGCCUGCGAGAAAGACGCAGCUUGGGCAGAGGAAUGAGCCUUCUACGCCGACCGCUGCUGCGGCUCUGGGUGGGGAUGUAGGUACUCCGCGCGCGACCGAUCGUCAGGCUUACCGAUAUGAUGAUGUGGAGGGAAGUGGUGCAUCCUCUGUUGUGAGGAGUUUGGGCAGAACAGCUGCUAGGAGGGUCAGUCGUGUGCUUGGUUCUGGUCAGUAA
Ustilago hordei is the source of this 3924-nucleotide messenger RNA. RefSeq lists its product as uncharacterized. The coding region runs from base 1 to 3924 and encodes 1307 amino acids. The transcript has a single exon. The record is from RefSeq and is a predicted model, not a curated record. Lineage: Eukaryota; Fungi; Basidiomycota; Ustilaginomycetes; Ustilaginales; Ustilaginaceae.